Rhinichthys klamathensis goyatoka is the source of this 32283-nucleotide messenger RNA. RefSeq names its product mucin-19-like. NCBI's taxonomy places the organism in Eukaryota, Metazoa, Chordata, Actinopteri, Cypriniformes, Leuciscidae. The transcript has 7 exons. The record is from RefSeq and is a predicted model, not a curated record. Bases 82 to 32283 code for a protein of 10733 amino acids.
CCCCCUGUUGACCCCUGUCAAAGCUACAAUACGCUGGAUAAUUCAUGGAGAGCCACCAACAAUCAACUUUUAUCUGAAAUAAUGUGUGACUGUGAGGUCAGCUGGAACGGCUGGUACCGUCUCUUCAUUCAGGGUCAAAGCGUUCAGAUGCCAGACACAUGUGUUGAUCAGGACAGCUGUGGCACUCAUGCUCCUCUGUGGCUGAGCGGAGGACAUCCAACAGUUGAGGAUGGAAUGGUCACUCGAGAUGUCUGCGGUCACUGGAGCAAUAACUGCUGCUAUUUCCAAUCCAAUCCCAUUAAAGUCAAAGCCUGCCCUGGCAAUUAUUAUGUUUAUGAGUUUGUGAAACCAGAUUUCUGCUCUUUGGCAUACUGUGCAGAUGUAAGGAACACUACCUAUACUACUGUCACUCCGGAGACAAUGUUAACCACAGAAACCUCAACCAUGGACAUUACUGAGACCACAACAAUAGAAAGCACCACGCCUGAGACCACAACUCUGGGUACUACAAAAACAGAAAGUACGACCACCAGUACAACAACUCCAGAAAGUACAACAGCCGAACCCACAACAGCAGAAAAUACCACAACUGUGGUUACCAAAACACCAGAGAGUACCACAAGUAAGACCACAACAGUAGAAAGUACCGCACCAGAGACAAAAACUGUGGGAACUACGAAAACAGAAAGUAUGACCACAGGCACAACAACUCCUGAAAGUACCACAACUGAGACCACAACAGUAGAAAGAUUCCCACUUGAGACCACAAAUUUGACAACAACAACAACAACAACAACAACAGAGAGUACUACAACAAUAGAAAGUAUGACUAGAGGCACAUCAACUCCAGAAAGCACCAUAACUGUGGGUACCACAACACCAGAAAGUACCACAAGAGAGUUCACAACAGUAGAUACUACAACAACAGAAAUUACAACCACAGCCACAACAACUCCUGAAAGAACCACAACUGAGACCACAACAGCAGAAAGCACCACACCUGAAACCACAGCUGUGAGUACUACUACAACAGAAAGCACCACAGCAACAGAAAGUACAACAGCAGAAAGUACCACAACUGAGACCACAACUGUGGUGGCUACUACAACAACAGAAAACACUAUAACAGAAAGUACAACUACAGGCACAACAACUCCAGAAAGUACCACAACUGAGAGCAGAACAGCAGAGAGCACCACAACAGCGGAAAGCACCCCAGGCGAGAUCACAACAGCAAAAAGCACCACAAGUGAGACCAUAACACUGGGCACCACAACAACAGAAAGUACAACCACAGCCACAACAACUCCUGAAAGUGCCAGAAUCGAGACCACACAAGUAGAAAACACCAAAACUGAGACCACAACUGUGGUGGCUACUAAAACAACAGAAAGCACUAUAACAGAAAGUAUGACUACAGGCACAAAAACUCCAGAAAGUACCACAACUGAGACCACAACAGCAGAGAGCAACACAACUCUGGAUACCAGAGCUACAGCGACAGCCACAGCGGAAAGUACCACAAGCGAGAUCACAACAACACAAAGCACCACCCCUGAAACCACAACUGUAGGUACUACCACAACAGAAAGUGCAACCACAGCCACAACAACUCCGGAAAGUACAACAACCGAGACCACAACAGCAGAGAGCACCACAAGUGCGGGUACCACAACAGCGGAAAGUAUGACAACUGUGGGUACCACAACAGCGGAAAGUACCACAACUGUGGAAAGUACCACAACUGUGGGUAUCACAACAACUGUGGGUACCACAACAGCAGAAAGUACCACAAGCGAGAUCGCAAUAACAAAAAUCCCCACCCCUGAGACCACAACUGUAGGUACUUCUACAACAGAAAGUUCAACCACAGCCACAACAACUCCAGAAAGUAUAACAACUGAGAGUACUACAACAGCAGAGAGCACCACAACUGUGGGUACUACAACAGUGGAAAGCACCACAACUAUGGGUACCACAACAGCGGAAAGUACUACAACUGUGGGAACCACAACAGCGGAAAGUACCACAAGCAAAAUCACAACAGCAGAAAGCACCACUCCUGAGACCACAACUGUAGGUACUACUACAACAGAAAGUACAAGUACAGCCACAACAACUCCAGAAAGUACAACAACCAAAACCACAACAGCGAAAAGUACCACAAGCGAGAUCACAACAGCAGAUAGAACAACCACAGCCACUACAACUCCAGAAAGUACAACAACCGAGAGCACCACAACUGUGGUUACCACAACAGUGGAAAGUACCACAAAUGAGAUCACAAAAAUAGAAAGCACCACCCCUGAGACCACAACUGUAGGUACUACUACAACAGAAAGUACAACCACAGCCACAACAACUCCUGAAAGUACCACUAGUGAGACAACAACAGCAGAAAGUACAACAACUGUGGGUACCACAACAGCGGAAAGUCCCACAAGCGAGAUCAAAACAGCAGAGAGCACCACAUUUGUGGGUACCACAACAGCGGAAAGUACCACAAGCGAGAUCACAACAGCAGAAAGCACCACAACUGUGGGUGCCACAACAGUGGAAAGUACCACAAGCGAGAUCACAACAACAGAAAUCACCACCCCUGAGACCACAGCUGUAGAUACUACUACAACAGAAAGUACAACCACAGCCACAACAACUCCAGAAAGUACAACAACUGAGACCACAACAGCAGAGAGCACCACAACUGUGGGUACCACAACAGCAGAAAGUACCACAAGCGAGAUCACAACAGCAGAAAGCACCACAACUGUUGGUACCACAACAGCGGAAAGUACUACAAUGGAGAUCACAACAACAGAAAUCAAAACCCCUGAAUCCACAACUGUAGGUACUACUACAAUAGAAAGUACAACCGCAGCCACAACAACUCCAGAAACUACAUCUACAGAGACCACAACAGCAGAGAGCACCACAACUGUGGGUACCACAAAAGUGGAAAGUACCACAGGCGAGAUCACAACAGCAGAAAGCACCACAACUUUGGGUACCACAACAGCGGAAAGUACCACAAGCGAGAUCACAACAGAAAUCACCACCCCUGAAACCACAACUGUAGGUACUACUACAACAGAAAGUACAACCGCAGCCACAACAACUCCAGAUAGUACAACAACCGAGACCACAACAGCAGAGAGCACCACAACUUUGGGUACCACAACAGCGGAAAGUACCACAAGCGAGAUCACGACAACAGAAAGCACCACAACUCUGGGUACCACAACAGCGGAAAGUACCACAAGCGAGAUCACGACAACAGAAAGCACAACCCCUGAGACCACAACUGUAGGUACUACUACAACAGAAAGUACAACCACAGCCACAACAACUCCAGAAAGUACAACAACUGAGCCAACAACAGCAGAGAGCACCACAACUGUGGGUACCACAACAGCAGAAAGUACCACACCUGAGACCACAACUGAUGGUACUACAACAACAGAAAGCACCACAGCAACAGAAAGUACCACAAGUGAGACUACAACAGCAGAAAGUACAACCACAGCCACAACAACUCCCAAAAGUACAACAACCGAGAGCACCACAACUGUGGGUACCACAACAGCGGAAAGUACCACAAUCGAGAUCACAACAACAGAAAGCACCACCCCUGAAACCACAACAGUAGGUACUUCUACAACAGAAAGUACAACCAUAGCCACAACAACUCCAGAAAGUACAACAACCGAGACCACAACAGCAGAAAGCACUACAACUGUGGGUAGCACAACAGUGGAAAGUACCACAAGCGAGAUCACAACAGCAGAAAGCACCACAAUUGUGGGUACCACAACAGCGGAAAGUACCACAAUUGUGGGUACCACAACAGCGGAAAGUACCACAAGCGAGAUCACAACAACCGAAAUAACCUCCCCUGAAACCACAACUGUAGGUACUACUACAACAGAAAGUACAACCGCAGCCACAACAACUCCAGAAAGUACAACAACAGAGACCACAACAGCAGAGAUCAACACAACUGUGGGUACCACAACAGCGGAAAGUACCACAAGCGAGAUCACAACAGCAGAAAGCACCACGACUGUGGGUAACACAAUAGCGGAAAGUACCAAAAGCGAGAUCACAACAACAGAAAUCACCACCCCUGAAACCACAACUGUCGGUACUGCUACAACAGAAAGUACAACCGCAGCCAGAACAACUCCAGAAAGUAGAACAACAGAGACUACAACUGCAGAAAGCACCACAACUGUGGGAACCACAACAGCGGAAAGAACCACAAGCGAGAUCACCACAGCAGAGAGCACCACAGCUCUGGGUACCACAACAGCGGAAAUUACCACAAGCGAGAUCACAACAACAGAAAGCACUACCCCUUUUACCACAACUGUAGGUAUUACUACAACAGAAAGUACAACCACAGUCACAACAACUCCAGAAAGUACAACAACAGAGACCACGACAGCAGAAAGCACCACAACUGUGGGAACCACAACAGCGGAAAGUACCACAAGCGAGAUCACAACAGCAGAAAGCACCACAACUGUGGGUACCACAACAGUGGAAAGUACCACAAGCGAGAUUACGACAACAGAAAGCACCACAACUCUGGGUACCACAACAGCGGAAAGCACCACAAGCGAGAUCACGACUACAGGAAGCACGACCCCUGAGACCACAACUGUAGGUAUUACUACAACAGAAAGUACAACCACAGCCACAACAACUCCAGAAAGUACAACAACUGAGCCAACAACAGCAGAGAGCACCACAACUGUGGGUACCACAACAGCAGAAAGUACCACACCUGAGACCACAACUGAUGGUACUACAACAACAGAAAGCACCACAGCAACAGAAAGUACCACAAGUGAGACUACAACAGCAGAAAGUACAACCACAGCCAAAACAACUCCCAAAAGUACAACAACUGAGAGCACCACAACUGUGGGUACCACAACAGCGGAAAGUACUACAAGCGAGAUCACAACAACUGAAAGCACCACCCCUGAAACCACAACUGUAGGUACUUCUACAACAGAAAGUACAACCACAGCCACAACAACUCCAGAAAGUACAACAACCGAGACCACAACAGCAGAAAGCACCACAACUGUGGGUACCACAAAAGUGGAAAGUACCACAAGCGAGAUCACAAAAGCAAAAAGCACCACAACUUUGGGUACCACAGCAGCGGAAAGUACCACAAGCAAGAUCACAACAGAAAUCACCACCCCUGAAAACACAACUAUAGGUACUACUACAACAGAAAGUACAACCGCAGCCACAAAAACUCCAGAAAGUACAACAACAGAGACCACAACAGCAGAGAGCACCACAACUUUGGGUACCACAACAGCGGAAAGUACCACAAGCGAGAUUACGACAACAGAAAGCACCACAACUCUGGGUACCACAACAGCGGAAAGUACCACAAGCGAGAUCACGACAACAGAAAGCACGACCCCUGAGACCACAACUGUAGGUACUACUACAACAGAAAGUACAACCCCAGCCACAACAACUCCAGAAAGUACAACAACUGAGCCAACAACAGCAGAGAGCACCACAACUGUGGGUACCACAACAGCAGAAAGUACCACACCUGAGACCACAACUGAUGGUUCUACAACAACAGAAAGCACCACAGCAACAGACAGUACCACAAGUGAGACUACAACAGAAGAAAGUACAACCACAGCCACAACAACUCCCAAAAGUACAACAACCGAGAGCACCACAACUGUGGGUACCACAACAGCGGAAAGUACCACAAUCGAGAUCACAACAACAGAAAGCACCACCCCUGAAACCACAACAGUAGGUACUUCUACAACAGAAAGUACAACCAUAGCCACAACCACUCCAGAAAGUACAACAACCGAGACCACAACAGCAGAAAGCACCACAACUGUGGGUAGCACAACAGUGGAAAGUACCACAAGCGAGAUCACAACAGCAGAAAGCACCACAAUUGUGGGUACCACAACAGCGGAAAGUACCACAAGCGAGAUCACAACAACCGAAAUAACCUCCCCUGAAACCACAACUGUAGGUACUACUACAACAGAAAGUACAACCGCAGCCACAACAACUCCAGAAAGUACAACAACAGAGACCACAACAGCAGAGAGCACCACAUCUGUGGGUACCACAACAGCAGAAAGUACCACAAGUGAGAUCACAACAGCAGAAAUCACCACAACUGUGGGUACCACAACAGCGGAAAGUACCACAAUCGAGAUCACAACAACAGAAAGCACCACCCCUGAGACCACAACAGUAGGUACUUCUACAACAGAAAGUAGAACCACAGCCACAACAACUCCAGAAAGUACAACAACCGAGACCACAACAGCAGGAAGCACCACAACUGUGGGUACCACAACAGUGGAAAGUACCACAAGCAAGAUCACAACAGCAGAAAGCACCACAACUUUGGGUACCACAACAGCAGAAAGUACCACAAGCGAGAUCACAACAACAGAAAUCACCAGCCCUGAAACCACAACUGUAGGUACUACUACAACAGAAAGUACAACCGCAGCCACAACAACUCCAGAAAGUACAACAACAGAGACCACAACAGCAGAAAGCACCACAACUGUGGGUACCACAACAGCGGAAAGUACAACAAGCGAAAUCAAAACAGCAGAAAGCACCACAACUGUGGGUACCACAACAGCGGAAAGUACCACAAGCGAGAUUACGACAACAGAAAGUACCACAACUCUGGGUACCACAACAGCGGAAAGUACCACAAGCGAGAUCACGACAACAGAAAGCACGAUCCCUGAGACCACAACUGUAGGUACUACUACAACAGAAAGUACAACCACAGCCACAACAACUUCAGAAAGUACAACAACUGAGCCAACAACAGCAGAGAGCACGACAACUGUGGGUACCACAACAGCAGAAAGUACCACAACUGAGACCACAACUGAUGGUACUACAACAACAGAAAGCACCACAGCAACAGAAAGUACCACAAGUGAGAGUACAACAGCAGAAAGUACCACAAGCGAGAUCACAACAACAGAAAUAACCACCCCUGAAACCACAACUGUAGGUAAUACUACAACAGAAAGUACAACUGCAGGCACAACAACUCCAGAAAGUACAACCGAGACCACAACAGCAGAAAGCACCACAACUGUGGGUACCACAACAGCGGAAAGUACCACAAGCGAGAUCACAACAGCAGAAAGUACCACAACUGUGGGUUCCACAUCAGCGGAAAGUACCACAAGCGAGAUCACAACAACAGAAAGCACCACCCCUAAAACCACAACUGUAGGUACUUCUACAACAGAAAGUACAACCGCAGCCACAACAACUCCAGAAAGUACAACAACCGAGACCACAACAGCAGAAAGCACCACAACUGUGGAUAGCACAACAGUGGAAAGUACCACAAGCGAGAUCACAACAGCAGAAAGCACAACAACUGUGGGUACCACAACAGCGGAAAGUACCACAAGCGAGAUCACAACAACAGAAAUCACCACCCCUAAAACCACAACUGUAGGUACUACUACAACAGAAAGUACAACCGCAGCCACAACAACUCCAGAAAGUACAACAACUGAGACCACAUCAGCAGAGAGCACCACAACCGUGGGUACCACAACAGCAGAACAUACCACACCUGAGACCACAACUGAUGGUACUACAACAACAGAAAGCACCACAGCAACAGAAAGUACCACUAGUGAGACUACAAAAGCAGAAAGUACAACCACAGCCACAACAACUCCCGAAAGUACAACAACCGAGAGCACCACAACUGUGGGUACCACAACAGCGGAAAGUACCACAAGCGAGAUCACAACAGCAGAAAGCACCACGACUGUGGGUACCACAACAGCAGAAAGUACUACAAGCGAGAUCACAACAACUGAAAGCACCACCCCUGAAACCACAACAGUAGGUACUUCUACAACAGAAAGUACAACCACAGCCACAACAACUCCAGAAAGUACAACAACCGAAACCACAACAGCAGAAAGCACCACAACUGUGGGUACCACAACAGUGGAAAGUACCACUAGAGAGAUCACAACAGCAGAAAGCACCACAACUUUGGGUACCACAACAGCGGAAAGUACCACAAGCGAGAUCACAACAACAGAAAUCACCACCCCUGAAACCACAACUGUAGGUACUUCUAGAACAGAAAGUACAACCGCAGCCACAACAACUCCAGAAAGUACAACAACUGAGACCACAACUGAUGGUACUACAACAACAGAAAGCACCACAGCAACAGAAAGUACCACAAGUGAGACUACAACAGCAGAAAGUACAACCAGAGCCACAACAACUCCCGAAAGUACAACAACCGAGAGCACCACAACUGUGGGUACCACAACAGCAGAAAGUACCACAAUCGAGAUCACAACAACAGAAAGCACCACCCCUGAAACCACAACAGUAGGUACUUCUACAACAGAAAGUACAACCACAGCUACAACAGCUCCAGAAAGUACAACAACCGAGACCACAACAGCAGAAAGCACCACAACUGUGGGUACCACAACAGCGGAAAGUACCACAAGUGAGAUCACAACAGCAGAAAGUACCACAACUGUGGGUUCCACAACAGCGGAAAGUACCACAAGCGAGAUCACAACAACAGAAAGCACCACCCCUGAGACCACAACUGUAGGUACUACUACAACAGAAAGUACAACCACACCCACAACAACUCCAGAAAGUACAACAACUGAGACCACAACAGCAGAAAGCACCACAACUCUGGGCACCACAACAGCAGAACCUACCACACCUGAGACCACAACUGACGGUACUACAAACACACAAAGCACCACAGCAACAGAAAGUACCACAAGUGAGACUACAACAGCAGAAAGUACAACCACAGCCACAACUCCCGAAAGUGCAACAACCGAGAGCACCACAACUGUGGGUACCACAACAGCAGAAAGUACCACAAGCGAGAUCACAACAGCAGAAAGCACCACGACUGUGGGUACCACAACAGUGGAAAGUACCACAAGCGAGAUCACAACAGCAGAAAGCACCACAACCUUGGGUACCACAACAGCGGAAAGUACCACAAGCGAGAUCACGACAACAGAAAGCACGACCCCUGAGACCACAACUGUAGGUACUACUACAACAGAAAGUACAACCACAGCCACAACAACUCCAGAAAGUCCAACAACUGAGACCACAACAGCAGAGAGCACCACAACUGUGGGUACCACAACAGCAGAAAGUACCACACCUGAGACCACAAUUGAUGGUACUACAACAACAGAAAGCACCAAAGCAACAGAAAGUACCACAAGUGAGACUACAACAGCAGAAAGUACAACCACAGCCACAACAACUCCCGAAAGUACAACAACCGAGAGCACCACAACUGUGGGUACCACAACAGCAGAAAGUACCACAAUCGAGAUCACAACAACAGAAAGCACCAUCCCUGAAACCACAACAGUAGGUACUUCUACAACAGAAAGUACAACCACAGCUACAACAACUCCAGAAAGUACAACAACCGAGAGCACCACAACUGUGGGUACCACAACAGCAGAAACUACCACAAGCGAGAUCACAACAGCAGAAAGCACCACGUCUGUGGGUACCACAACAGCAGAAAGUACUACAAGCGAAAUCACAACAACUGAAAGCACUACCCCUGAAACCACAACAGUAGGUACUUCUACAACAGAAAGUACAACCACAGCCACAACAACUCCAGAAAGUACAACAACCGAGACCACAACAGCAGAAAGCACCACAACUGUGGGUACCACAACAGUGGAAAGUACCACAAGCGAGAUCACAACAGUAGAAAGCACCACAACCUUGGGUACCACAACAGCGGAAAGUACCACAAGCGAGAUCACAACAACAGAAAUCACCACCCCUGAAACCACAACUGUAGGUACUACUACAACAGAAAGUACAACCACAGCCACAACAACUCCAGAAAGUACAACAACCGAGACCACAACAGCAGAAAGCAGCACAACUGUGGGUAGCACAACAGUGGAAAGUACUACAAGCGAGAUCACAACAGCAGAAAGCACAACAACUGUGGGUACCACAACAGCGGAAAGUACCACAAGCGAGAUCACAACAACAGAAAGCACCACCCCUGAAACCACAACUGUAGGUACUUCUACAACUGAAAGUACAACCACAGCCACAACAACUCCAGAAAGUACAACAACAGAGACCACAACAGUAGAGAGCACCACAACUGUGGGUACCACAACAGCGGAAAGUACCACAAGCGAGAUCACAACAGCAGAAAGCACCACAACUGUGGGUACCACAACAGCGGAAAGUACCACAAGCGAGAUCACAACAACAGAAAUCACCACCCCUGAAACCACAACUGUAGGUACUACUACAACAGAAAGUACAACUGCAGCCACAACAACUCCAGAAAGUACAACAACAGAGACCACAACAGCAGAGAGCACCACAUCUGUGGGUACCACAACAGCGGAAAGUACCACAAGCGAGAUCACGACAGCAGAAAGCACCACAACUGUUGGUACCACGACAGCGGAAAGUACCACAAUCGAGAUCACAACAACAGAAAGCACCACCCCUGAAACCACAACAGUAGGUACUUCUACAACAGAAAGUACAACCACAGCCACAACAACUCCAGAAAGUACAACAACCGAGACCACAACAGCAGAAAGCACCACAACUGUGGGUAGCACAACAGUGGAAAGUACUACAAGCGAGAUCACAACAGCAGAAAGCACAACAACUGUGGGUACCACAACAGCGGAAAGUACCACAAGCGAGAUCACAACAACAGAAAGCACCACCCCUGAAACCACAACUGUAGGUACUUCUACAACGGAAAGUACAACCACAGCCACAACAACUCCAGAAAGUACAACAACAGAGACCACAACAGCAGAGAGCACCACAACUGUGGGUACCACAACAGCGGAAAGUACCACAAGCAAGAUCAGAACAGCAGAAAGCACCACAACUGUGGGUACCACAACAGCGGAAAGUACCACAAGCGAGAUUACGACAACAGAAAGCACCACAACUCUGGGUACCACAACAGCGGAAAGUACCACAAGCGAGAUCACGACAACAGAAAGCACGACCCCUGAGACCACAACUGUAGGUACUACUACAACAGAAAGUACAACCACAGCCACAACAACUCCAGAAAGUACAACCACUGAGACCACAACAGCAGAGAGCACCACAACUGUGGGUACCACAACAGAGGAAAGUACCACAAGCGAGAUCACAACAUUAGAAAGAACCACAACUGUGGGUACCACAACAGUGGAAAGUACCACAAGCGAGAUCACAACAACAGAAAGCACCACCCCUGAGACCACAACUGUAGAUGCUACUACAACAGAAAGUACAACCACAGCCACAACAACUCCAGAAAGCUCAACAACUGAGACCACAACAGCAGAGAGCACCACAACUGUGGGUACCACAACAGCAGAAAGUACCACACCUGAGACCACAACUGAUGGUACAACAACAAUAGAAAGCACCACAGCAACAGAGAGUACCACAAGUGAGACUACAACAGCAGAAAGUACAACCACAGCCACAACAACUCCCGAAAGUACAACAACCGAGAGCACCACAACUGUGGGUACCACAACAGCGGAAAGUACCACAAGCGAGAUCACAACAACAGAAAUCACCACCCCUGAAACCACAACUGUAGGUACUACUACAACAGAAAGUACAACCGCAGCCACAACAACUCCAGAAAGUACAACAACAGAGACCACAACAGCAGAGAGCACCACAUCUGUGGGUACCAUAACAGCGGAAAGUACCACAAGCGAGAUCACGACAGCAGAAAGCACCACAACUGUUGGUACCACGACAGCGGAAAGUACCACAAUCGAGAUCACAACAACAGAAAGCACCACCCCUGAAACCACAACAGUAGGUACUUCUACAACAGAAAGUACAACCACAGCCACAACAACACCAGAAAGUACAACAACCGAGACCACAACAGCAGAAAGCACCACAACUGUGGGUAGCACAACAGUGGAAAGUACUACAAGCGAGAUCACAACAGCAGAAAGCACAACAACUGUGGGUACCACAACAGCGGAAAGUACCACAAGCGAGAUCACAACAACAGAAAGCACCACCCCUGAAACCACAACUGUAGGUACUUCUACAACUGAAAGUACAACCACAGCCACAACAACUCCAGAAAGUACAUCAACAGAGACCACAACAGUAGAGAGCACCACAACUGUGGGUACCACAACAGCGGAAAGUACCACAAGCGAGAUCACAACAGCAGAAAGCACCACAACUGUGGGUACCACAACAGCGGAAAGUACCACAAGCGAGAUCACAACAACAGAAAUCACCACCCCUGAAACCACAACUGUAGGUACUACUACAACAGAAAGUACAACCGCAGCCACAACAACUCCAGAAAGUACAACAACAGAGACCACAACAGCAGAGAGCACCACAUCUGUGGGUACCACAACAGCGGAAAGUACCACAAGCGAGAUCACGACAGCAGAAAGCACCACAACUGUUGGUACCACGACAGCGGAAAGUACCACAAUCGAGAUCACAACAACAGAAAGCACCACCCCUGAAACCACAACAGUAGGUACUUCUACAACAGAAAGUACAACCACAGCCACAACAACUCCAGAAAGUACAACAACCGAGACCUCAACAGCAGAAAGCACCACAACUGUGGGUAGCACAACAGUGGAAAGUACUACAAGCGAGAUCACAACAGCAAAAAGCACAACAACUGUGGGUACCACAACAGCGGAAAGUACCACAAGCGAGAUCACAACAACAGAAAGCACCACCCCUGAAACCACAACUGUAGGUACUUCUACAACUGAAAGUACAACCACAGCCACAACAACUCCAGAAAGUACAACAACAGAGACCACAACAGCAGAGAGCACCACAACUGUGGGUACCACAACAGCGGAAAGUACCACAAGCGAGAUCACAACAGCAGAAAGCACCACAACUGUGGGUACCACAACAGCGGAAAGUACCACAAGCGAGAUCACAACAACAGAAAGCACGACCCCUGAGACCACAACUGUAGGUACUACUACAACAGAAAGUACAACCACAGCCACAACAACUCCAGAAAGUACAACAACUGAGCCAACAACAGCAGAGAGCACCACAACUGUGGGUACCACAACAGCAGAAAGUACCACACCUGAGACCACAACUGAUGGUACAACAACAAUAGAAAGCACCACAGCAACAGAGAGUACCACAAGUGAGACUACAACAGCAGAAAGUACAACCACAGCCACAACAACUCCCGAAAGUACAACAACCGAGAGCACCACAACUGUGGGUACCACAACAGCGGAAAGUACCACAGGCGAGAUCACAACAACAGAAAUCACCACCCCUGAAACCACAACUGUAGGUACUACCACAACAGAAAGUACAACCGCAGCCACAACAACUCCAGAAAGUACAACAACAGAGACCACAACAGCAGAGAGCACCACAUCUGUGGGUACCACAACAGCGGAAAGUACCACAAGCGAGAUCACGACAGCAGAAAGCACCACAACUGUUGGUAUCACGACAGCGGAAAGUACCACAAUCGAGAUCACAACAACAGAAAACACCACCCCUGAAACCACAACAGUAGGUACUUCUACAACAGAAAGUACAACCAAAGCCACAACAACUCCAGAAAGUACAACAACCGAGACCACAACAGCAGAAAGCACCACAACUGUGGGUAGCACAACAGUGGAAAGUACUACAAGCGAGAUCACAACAGCAGAAAGCACAACAACUGUGGGUACCACAACAGCGGAAAGUACCACAAGCGAGAUCACAACAACAGAAAGCACCACCCCUGAAACCACAACUGUAGGUACUUCUACAACUGAAAGUACAACCACAGCCACAACAACUCCAGAAAGUACAACAACAGAGACCACAACAGCAGAGAGCACCACAACUGUGGGUACCACAACAGCGGAAAGUACCACAAGCGAGAUCACAACAGCAGAAAGCACCACAACUGUGGGUACCACAACAGCGGAAAGUACCACAAGCGAGAUCACAACAACAGAAAUCACCACCCCUGAAACCACAACUGUAGGUACUACUACAACAGAAAGUACAACCGCAGCCACAACAACUCCAGAAAGUACAACAACAGAGACCACAACAGCAGAGAGCACCACAUCUGUGGGUACCACAACAGCGGAAAGUACCACAAGCGAGAUCACGACAGCAGAAAGCACCACAACUGUUGGUACCACGACAGCGGAAAGUACCACAAUCGAGAUCACAACAACAGAAAGCACCACCCCUGAAACCACAACAGUAGGUACUUCUACAACAGAAAGUACAACCACAGCCACAACAACUCCAGAAAGUACAACAACCGAGACCACAACAGCAGAAAGCACCACAACUGUGGGUAGCACAACAGUGGAAAGUACUACAAGCAAGAUCACAACAGCAGAAAGCACAACAACUGUGGGUACCACAACAGCGGAAAGUACCACAAGCGAGAUCACAACAACAGAAAGCACUACCCCUGAAACCACAACUGUAGGUACUUCUACAACAGAAAGUACAACCACAGCCACAACAACUCCAGAAAGUACAACAACAGAGACCACAACAGCAGAGAGCACCACAACUGUGGGUACCACAACAGCGGAAAGUACCACAAGCGAGAUCACAACAGCAGAAAGCACCACAACUGUGGGUACCACAACAGCGGAAAGUACCACAAGCGAGAUCACAACAACAGAAAGCACGACCCCUGAGACCACAACUGUAGGUACUACUACAACAGAAAGUACAACCACAGCCACAACAACUCCAGAAAGUACAACAACUGAGCCAACAACAGCAGAGAGCACCACAACUGUGGGUACCACAACAGCAGAAAGUACCACACCUGAGACCACAACUGAUGGUACAACAACAAUAGAAAGCACCACAGCAACAGAGAGUACCACAAGUGAGACUACAACAGCAGAAAGUACAACCACAGCCACAACAACUCCCGAAAGUACAACAACCGAGAGCACCACAACUGUGGGUACCACAACAGCGGAAAGUACCACAGGCGAGAUCACAACAACAGAAAUCACCACCCAUGAAACCACAACUGUAGGUACUACUACAACAGAAAGUACAACCGCAGCCACAACAACUCCAGAAAGUACAACAACAGAGACCACAACAUUAGAGAGCACCACAUCUGUGGGUACCACAACAGCGGAAAGUACCACAAGCGAGAUCACGACAGCAGAAAGCACCACAACUGUUGGUACCACGACAGCGGAAAGUACCACAAUCGAGAUCACAACAACAGAAAGCACCACCCCUGAAACCACAACAGUAGGUACUUCUACAACAGAAAGUACAACCACAGCCACAACAACUCCAGAAAGUACAACAACCGAGACCACAACAGCAGAAAGCACCACAACUGUGGGUAGCACAACAGUGGAAAGUACUACAAGCGAGAUCACAACAGCAGAAAGCACAACAACUGUGGGUACCACAACAGCGGAAAGUACCACAAGCGAGAUCACAACAACAGAAAACACCACCCCUGAAACCACAACUGUAGGUACUUCUACAACUGAAAGUACAACCACAGCCACAACAACUCCAGAAAGUACAACAACAGAGACCACAACAGCAGAGAGCACCACAACUGUGGGUACCACAACAGCGGAAAGUACCACAAGCGAGAUCACAACAGCAGAAAGCACCACAACUGUGGGUACCACAACAGCGGAAAGUACCACAAGCGAGAUCACAACAACAGAAAUCACCACCCCUGAAACCACAACUGUAGGUACUACUACAACAGAAAGUACAACCGCAGCCACAACAACUCCAGAAAGUACAACAACAGAGACCACAACAGCAGAGAGCACCACAUCUGUGGGUACCACAACAGCGGAAAGUACCACAAGCGAGAUCACGACAGCAGAAAGCACCACAACUGUUGGUACCACGACAGCGGAAAGUACCACAAUCGAGAUCACAACAACAGAAAGCACCACCCCUGAAACCACAACAGUGGGUACUUCUACAACAGAAAGUACAACCACAGCCACAACAACUCCAGAAAGUACAACAACCGAGACCACAACAGCAGAAAGCACCACAACUGUAGGUAGCACAACAGUGGAAAGUACUACAAGCGAGAUCACAACAGCAGAAAGCACAACAACUGUGGGUACCACAAGAGCGGAAAGUACCACAAGCGAGAUCACAACAACAGAAAGCACGACCCCUGAGACCACAACUGUAGGUACUUCUACAACUGAAAGUACAACCACAGCCACAACAACUCCCGAAAGUACAACAACCGAGAGCACCACAACUGUGGGUACCACAACAGCGGAAAGUACCACAGGCGAGAUCACAACAACAGAAAUCACCACCCCUGAAACCACAACUGUAGGUACUACCACAACAGAAAGUACAACCGCAGCCACAACAACUCCAGAAAGUACAACAACAGAGACCACAACAGCAGAGAGCACCACAUCUGUGGGUACCACAACAGCGGAAAGUACCACAAGCGAGAUCACGACAGCAGAAAGCACCACAACUGUUGGUAUCACGACAGCGGAAAGUACCACAAUCGAGAUCACAACAACAGAAAGCACCACCCCUGAAACCACAACAGUAGGUACUUCUACAACAGAAAGUACAACCAAAGCCACAACAACUCCAGAAAGUACAACAACCGAGACCACAACAGCAGAAAGCACCACAACUGUGGGUAGCACAACAGUGGAAAGUACUACAAGCGAGAUCACAACAGCAGAAAGCACAACAACUGUGGGUACCACAACAGCGGAAAGUACCACAAGCGAGAUCACAACAACAGAAAGCACCACCCCUGAAACCACAACUGUAGGUACUUCUACAACUGAAAGUACAACCACAGCCACAACAACUCCAGAAAGUACAACAACAGAGACCACAACAGCAGAGAGCACCACAACUGUGGGUACCACAACAGCGGAAAGUACCACAAGCGAGAUCACAACAGCAGAAAGCACCACAACUGUGGGUACCACAACAGCGGAAAGUACCACAAGCGAGAUUACGACAACAGAAAGCACCACAACUCUGGGUACCACAACAGCGGAAAGUACCACAAGCGAGAUCACGACAACAGAAAGCACGACCCCUGAGACCACAACUGUAGGUACUACUACAACAGAAAGUACAACCACAGCCACAACAACUCCAGAAAGUACAACCACUGAGACCACAACAGCAGAGAGCACCACAACUGUGGGUACCACAACAGAGGAAAGUACCACAAGCGAGAUCACAACAUUAGAAAGAACCACAACUGUGGGUACCACAACAGUGGAAAGUACCACAAGCGAGAUCACAACAACAGAAAGCACCACCCCUGAGACCACAACUGUAGAUGCUACUACAACAGAAAGUACAACCACAGCCACAACAACUCCAGAAAGCUCAACAACUGAGACCACAACAGCAGAGAGCACCACAACUGUGGGUACCACAACAGCAGAAAGUACCACACCUGAGACCACAACUGAUGGUACAACAACAAUAGAAAGCACCACAGCAACAGAGAGUACCACAAGUGAGACUACAACAGCAGAAAGUACAACCACAGCCACAACAACUCCCGAAAGUACAACAACCGAGAGCACCACAACUGUGGGUACCACAACAGCGGAAAGUACCACAAGCGAGAUCACAACAACAGAAAUCACCACCCCUGAAACCACAACUGUAGGUACUACUACAACAGAAAGUACAACCGCAGCCACAACAACUCCAGAAAGUACAACAACAGAGACCACAACAGCAGAGAGCACCACAUCUGUGGGUACCAUAACAGCGGAAAGUACCACAAGCGAGAUCACGACAGCAGAAAGCACCACAACUGUUGGUACCACGACAGCGGAAAGUACCACAAUCGAGAUCACAACAACAGAAAGCACCACCCCUGAAACCACAACAGUAGGUACUUCUACAACAGAAAGUACAACCACAGCCACAACAACACCAGAAAGUACAACAACCGAGACCACAACAGCAGAAAGCACCACAACUGUGGGUAGCACAACAGUGGAAAGUACUACAAGCGAGAUCACAACAGCAGAAAGCACAACAACUGUGGGUACCACAACAGCGGAAAGUACCACAAGCGAGAUCACAACAACAGAAAGCACCACCCCUGAAACCACAACUGUAGGUACUUCUACAACUGAAAGUACAACCACAGCCACAACAACUCCAGAAAGUACAACAACAGAGACCACAACAGUAGAGAGCACCACAACUGUGGGUACCACAACAGCGGAAAGUACCACAAGCGAGAUCACAACAGCAGAAAGCACCACAACUGUGGGUACCACAACAGCGGAAAGUACCACAAGCGAGAUCACAACAACAGAAAUCACCACCCCUGAAACCACAACUGUAGGUACUACUACAACAGAAAGUACAACCGCAGCCACAACAACUCCAGAAAGUACAACAACAGAGACCACAACAGCAGAGAGCACCACAUCUGUGGGUACCACAACAGCGGAAAGUACCACAAGCGAGAUAACGACAGCAGAAAGCACCACAACUGUUGGUACCACGACAGCGGAAAGUACCACAAUCGAGAUCACAACAACAGAAAGCACCACCCCUGAAACCACAACAGUAGGUACUUCUACAACAGAAAGUACAACCACAGCCACAACAACUCCAGAAAGUACAACAACCGAGACCACAACAGCAGAAAGCACCACAACUGUGGGUAGCACAACAGUGGAAAGUACUACAAGCAAGAUCACAACAGCAGAAAGCACAACAACUGUGGGUACCACAACAGCGGAAAGUACCACAAGCGAGAUCACAACAACAGAAAGCACUACCCCUGAAACCACAACUGUAGGUACUUCUACAACAGAAAGUACAACCACAGCCACAACAACUCCAGAAAGUACAACAACCGAGACCACAACAGCAGAAAGCACCACAACUGUAGGUAGCACAACAGUGGAAAGUACUACAAGCGAGAUCACAACAGCAGAAAGCACAACAACUGUGGGUACCACAAGAGCGGAAAGUACCACAAGCGAGAUCACAACAACAGAAAGCACGACCCCUGAGACCACAACUGUAGGUACUUCUACAACUGAAAGUACAACCACAGCCACAACAACUCCCGAAAGUACAACAACCGAGAGCACCACAACUGUGGGUACCACAACAGCGGAAAGUACCACAGGCGAGAUCACAACAACAGAAAUCACCACCCCUGAAACCACAACUGUAGGUACUACCACAACAGAAAGUACAACCGCAGCCACAACAACUCCAGAAAGUACAACAACAGAGACCACAACAGCAGAGAGCACCACAUCUGUGGGUACCACAACAGCGGAAAGUACCACAAGCGAGAUCACGACAGCAGAAAGCACCACAACUGUUGGUAUCACGACAGCGGAAAGUACCACAAUCGAGAUCACAACAACAGAAAGCACCACCCCUGAAACCACAACAGUAGGUACUUCUACAACAGAAAGUACAACCAAAGCCACAACAACUCCAGAAAGUACAACAACCGAGACCACAACAGCAGAAAGCACCACAACUGUGGGUAGCACAACAGUGGAAAGUACUACAAGCGAGAUCACAACAGCAGAAAGCACAACAACUGUGGGUACCACAACAGCGGAAAGUACCACAAGCGAGAUCACAACAACAGAAAGCACCACCCCUGAAACCACAACUGUAGGUACUUCUACAACUGAAAGUACAACCACAGCCACAACAACUCCAGAAAGUACAACAACAGAGACCACAACAGCAGAGAGCACCACAACUGUGGGUACCACAACAGCGGAAAGUACCACAAGCGAGAUCACAACAGCAGAAAGCACCACAACUGUGGGUACCACAACAGCGGAAAGUACCACAAGCGAGAUUACGACAACAGAAAGCACCACAACUCUGGGUACCACAACAGCGGAAAGUACCACAAGCGAGAUCACGACAACAGAAAGCACGACCCCUGAGACCACAACUGUAGGUACUACUACAACAGAAAGUACAACCACAGCCACAACAACUCCAGAAAGUACAACCACUGAGACCACAACAGCAGAGAGCACCACAACUGUGGGUACCACAACAGAGGAAAGUACCACAAGCGAGAUCACAACAUUAGAAAGAACCACAACUGUGGGUACCACAACAGUGGAAAGUACCACAAGCGAGAUCACAACAACAGAAAGCACCACCCCUGAGACCACAACUGUAGAUGCUACUACAACAGAAAGUACAACCACAGCCACAACAACUCCAGAAAGCUCAACAACUGAGACCACAACAGCAGAGAGCACCACAACUGUGGGUACCACAACAGCAGAAAGUACCACACCUGAGACCACAACUGAUGGUACAACAACAAUAGAAAGCACCACAGCAACAGAGAGUACCACAAGUGAGACUACAACAGCAGAAAGUACAACCACAGCCACAACAACUCCCGAAAGUACAACAACCGAGAGCACCACAACUGUGGGUACCACAACAGCGGAAAGUACCACAAGCGAGAUCACAACAACAGAAAUCACCACCCCUGAAACCACAACUGUAGGUACUACUACAACAGAAAGUACAACCGCAGCCACAACAACUCCAGAAAGUACAACAACAGAGACCACAACAGCAGAGAGCACCACAUCUGUGGGUACCAUAACAGCGGAAAGUACCACAAGCGAGAUCACGACAGCAGAAAGCACCACAACUGUUGGUACCACGACAGCGGAAAGUACCACAAUCGAGAUCACAACAACAGAAAGCACCACCCCUGAAACCACAACAGUAGGUACUUCUACAACAGAAAGUACAACCACAGCCACAACAACACCAGAAAGUACAACAACCGAGACCACAACAGCAGAAAGCACCACAACUGUGGGUAGCACAACAGUGGAAAGUACUACAAGCGAGAUCACAACAGCAGAAAGCACAACAACUGUGGGUACCACAACAGCGGAAAGUACCACAAGCGAGAUCACAACAACAGAAAGCACCACCCCUGAAACCACAACUGUAGGUACUUCUACAACUGAAAGUACAACCACAGCCACAACAACUCCAGAAAGUACAACAACAGAGACCACAACAGUAGAGAGCACCACAACUGUGGGUACCACAACAGCGGAAAGUACCACAAGCGAGAUCACAACAGCAGAAAGCACCACAACUGUGGGUACCACAACAGCGGAAAGUACCACAAGCGAGAUCACAACAACAGAAAUCACCACCCCUGAAACCACAACUGUAGGUACUACUACAACAGAAAGUACAACCGCAGCCACAACAACUCCAGAAAGUACAACAACAGAGACCACAACAGCAGAGAGCACCACAUCUGUGGGUACCACAACAGCGGAAAGUACCACAAGCGAGAUAACGACAGCAGAAAGCACCACAACUGUUGGUACCACGACAGCGGAAAGUACCACAAUCGAGAUCACAACAACAGAAAGCACCACCCCUGAAACCACAACAGUAGGUACUUCUACAACAGAAAGUACAACCACAGCCACAACAACUCCAGAAAGUACAACAACCGAGACCUCAACAGCAGAAAGCACCACAACUGUGGGUAGCACAACAGUGGAAAGUACUACAAGCGAGAUCACAACAGCAAAAAGCACAACAACUGUGGGUACCACAACAGCGGAAAGUACCACAAGCGAGAUCACAACAACAGAAAGCACCACCCCUGAAACCACAACUGUAGGUACUUCUACAACUGAAAGUACAACCACAGCCACAACAACUCCAGAAAGUACAACAACAGAGACCACAACAGCAGAGAGCACCACAACUGUGGGUACCACAACAGCGGAAAGUACCACAAGCGAGAUCACAACAGCAGAAAGCACCACAACUGUGGGUACCACAACAGCGGAAAGUACCACAAGCGAGAUCACAACAACAGAAAGCACGACCCCUGAGACCACAACUGUAGGUACUACUACAACAGAAAGUACAACCACAGCCACAACAACUCCAGAAAGUACAACAACUGAGCCAACAACAGCAGAGAGCACCACAACUGUGGGUACCACAACAGCAGAAAGUACCACACCUGAGACCACAACUGAUGGUACAACAACAAUAGAAAGCACCACAGCAACAGAGAGUACCACAAGUGAGACUACAACAGCAGAAAGUACAACCACAGCCACAACAACUCCCGAAAGUACAACAACCGAGAGCACCACAACUGUGGGUACCACAACAGCGGAAAGUACCACAGGCGAGAUCACAACAACAGAAAUCACCACCCCUGAAACCACAACUGUAGGUACUACCACAACAGAAAGUACAACCGCAGCCACAACAACUCCAGAAAGUACAACAACAGAGACCACAACAGCAGAGAGCACCACAUCUGUGGGUACCACAACAGCGGAAAGUACCACAAGCGAGAUCACGACAGCAGAAAGCACCACAACUGUUGGUAUCACGACAGCGGAAAGUACCACAAUCGAGAUCACAACAACAGAAAACACCACCCCUGAAACCACAACAGUAGGUACUUCUACAACAGAAAGUACAACCAAAGCCACAACAACUCCAGAAAGUACAACAACCGAGACCACAACAGCAGAAAGCACCACAACUGUGGGUAGCACAACAGUGGAAAGUACUACAAGCGAGAUCACAACAGCAGAAAGCACAACAACUGUGGGUACCACAACAGCGGAAAGUACCACAAGCGAGAUCACAACAACAGAAAGCACCACCCCUGAAACCACAACUGUAGGUACUUCUACAACUGAAAGUACAACCACAGCCACAACAACUCCAGAAAGUACAACAACAGAGACCACAACAGCAGAGAGCACCACAACUGUGGGUACCACAACAGCGGAAAGUACCACAAGCGAGAUCACAACAGCAGAAAGCACCACAACUGUGGGUACCACAACAGCGGAAAGUACCACAAGCGAGAUCACAACAACAGAAAUCACCACCCCUGAAACCACAACUGUAGGUACUACUACAACAGAAAGUACAACCGCAGCCACAACAACUCCAGAAAGUACAACAACAGAGACCACAACAGCAGAGAGCACCACAUCUGUGGGUACCACAACAGCGGAAAGUACCACAAGCGAGAUCACGACAGCAGAAAGCACCACAACUGUUGGUACCACGACAGCGGAAAGUACCACAAUCGAGAUCACAACAACAGAAAGCACCACCCCUGAAACCACAACAGUAGGUACUUCUACAACAGAAAGUACAACCACAGCCACAACAACUCCAGAAAGUACAACAACCGAGACCACAACAGCAGAAAGCACCACAACUGUGGGUAGCACAACAGUGGAAAGUACUACAAGCAAGAUCACAACAGCAGAAAGCACAACAACUGUGGGUACCACAACAGCGGAAAGUACCACAAGCGAGAUCACAACAACAGAAAGCACUACCCCUGAAACCACAACUGUAGGUACUUCUACAACAGAAAGUACAACCACAGCCACAACAACUCCAGAAAGUACAACAACAGAGACCACAACAGCAGAGAGCACCACAACUGUGGGUACCACAACAGCGGAAAGUACCACAAGCGAGAUCACAACAGCAGAAAGCACCACAACUGUGGGUACCACAACAGCGGAAAGUACCACAAGCGAGAUCACAACAACAGAAAGCACGACCCCUGAGACCACAACUGUAGGUACUACUACAACAGAAAGUACAACCACAGCCACAACAACUCCAGAAAGUACAACAACUGAGCCAACAACAGCAGAGAGCACCACAACUGUGGGUACCACAACAGCAGAAAGUACCACACCUGAGACCACAACUGAUGGUACAACAACAAUAGAAAGCACCACAGCAACAGAGAGUACCACAAGUACUACUACAACAGAAAGUACAACCGCAGCCACAACAACUCCAGAAAGUACAACAACAGAGACCACAACAUUAGAGAGCACCACAUCUGUGGGUACCACAACAGCGGAAAGUACCACAAGCGAGAUCACGACAGCAGAAAGCACCACAACUGUUGGUACCACGACAGCGGAAAGUACCACAAUCGAGAUCACAACAACAGAAAGCACCACCCCUGAAACCACAACAGUAGGUACUUCUACAACAGAAAGUACAACCACAGCCACAACAACUCCAGAAAGUACAACAACCGAGACCACAACAGCAGAAAGCACCACAACUGUGGGUAGCACAACAGUGGAAAGUACUACAAGCGAGAUCACAACAGCAGAAAGCACAACAACUGUGGGUACCACAACAGCGGAAAGUACCACAAGCGAGAUCACAACAACAGAAAACACCACCCCUGAAACCACAACUGUAGGUACUUCUACAACUGAAAGUACAACCACAGCCACAACAACUCCAGAAAGUACAACAACAGAGACCACAACAGCAGAGAGCACCACAACUGUGGGUACCACAACAGCGGAAAGUACCACAAGCGAGAUCACAACAGCAGAAAGCACCACAACUGUGGGUACCACAACAGCGGAAAGUACCACAAGCGAGAUCACAACAACAGAAAUCACCACCCCUGAAACCACAACUGUAGGUACUACUACAACAGAAAGUACAACCGCAGCCACAACAACUCCAGAAAGUACAACAACAGAGACCACAACAGCAGAGAGCACCACAUCUGUGGGUACCACAACAGCGGAAAGUACCACAAGCGAGAUCACGACAGCAGAAAGCACCACAACUGUUGGUACCACGACAGCGGAAAGUACCACAAUCGAGAUCACAACAACAGAAAGCACCACCCCUGAAACCACAACAGUGGGUACUUCUACAACAGAAAGUACAACCACAGCCACAACAACUCCAGAAAGUACAACAACCGAGACCACAACAGCAGAAAGCACCACAACUGUAGGUAGCACAACAGUGGAAAGUACUACAAGCGAGAUCACAACAGCAGAAAGCACAACAACUGUGGGUACCACAAGAGCGGAAAGUACCACAAGCGAGAUCACAACAACAGAAAGCACGACCCCUGAGACCACAACUGUAGGUACUUCUACAACUGAAAGUACAACCACAGCCACAACAACUCCCGAAAGUACAACAACCGAGAGCACCACAACUGUGGGUACCACAACAGCGGAAAGUACCACAGGCGAGAUCACAACAACAGAAAUCACCACCCCUGAAACCACAACUGUAGGUACUACCACAACAGAAAGUACAACCGCAGCCACAACAACUCCAGAAAGUACAACAACAGAGACCACAACAGCAGAGAGCACCACAUCUGUGGGUACCACAACAGCGGAAAGUACCACAAGCGAGAUCACGACAGCAGAAAGCACCACAACUGUUGGUAUCACGACAGCGGAAAGUACCACAAUCGAGAUCACAACAACAGAAAGCACCACCCCUGAAACCACAACAGUAGGUACUUCUACAACAGAAAGUACAACCAAAGCCACAACAACUCCAGAAAGUACAACAACCGAGACCACAACAGCAGAAAGCACCACAACUGUGGGUAGCACAACAGUGGAAAGUACUACAAGCGAGAUCACAACAGCAGAAAGCACAACAACUGUGGGUACCACAACAGCGGAAAGUACCACAAGCGAGAUCACAACAACAGAAAGCACCACCCCUGAAACCACAACUGUAGGUACUUCUACAACUGAAAGUACAACCACAGCCACAACAACUCCAGAAAGUACAACAACAGAGACCACAACAGCAGAGAGCACCACAACUGUGGGUACCACAACAGCGGAAAGUACCACAAGCGAGAUCACAACAGCAGAAAGCACCACAACUGUGGGUACCACAACAGCGGAAAGUACCACAAGCGAGAUCACAACAACAGAAAGCACCACCCCUGAAACCAAAACUGUAAGUACUUCUACAACUGAAAGUACAACCACAGCCACAACAACUCCAGAAAGUACAACAACAGAGACCACAACAGCAGAGAGCACCACAACUGUGGGUACCACAACAGCGGAAAGUACCACAAGCGAGAUCACAACAGCAGAAAGCACCACAACUGUGGGUACCACAACAGCGGAAAGUACCACAAGCGAGAUCACAACAACAGAAAGCACGACCCCUGAGACCACAACUGUAGGUACUACUACAACAGAAAGUACAACCACAGCCACAACAACUCCAGAAAGUACAACAACUGAGCCAACAACAGCAGAGAGCACCACAACUGUGGGUACCACAACAGCAGAAAGUACCACACCUGAGACCACAACUGAUGGUACAACAGCAAUAGAAAGCACCACAGCAACAGAGAGUACCACAAGUGAGACUACAACAGCAGAAAGUACAACCACAGCCACAACAACUCCCGAAAGUACAACAACCGAGAGCACCACAACUGUGGGUACCACAACAGCGGAAAGUACCACAGGCGAGAUCACAACAACAGAAAUCACCACCCAUGAAACCACAACUGUAGGUACUACUACAACAGAAAGUACAACCGCAGCCACAACAACUCCAGAAAGUACAACAACAGAGACCACAACAGCAGAGAGCACCACAUCUGUGGGUACCACAACAGCGGAAAGUACCACAAGCGAGAUCACGACAGCAGAAAGCACCACAACUGUUGGUACCACGACAGCGGAAAGUACCACAAUCGAGAUCACAACAACAGAAAGCACCACCCCUGAAACCACAACAGUAGGUACUUCUACAACAGAAAGUACAACCACAGCCACAACAACUCCAGAAAGUACAACAACCGAGACCACAACAGCAGAAAGCACCACAACUGUAGGUAGCACAACAGUGGAAAGUACUACAAGCGAGAUCACAACAGCAGAAAGCACAACAACUGUGGGUACCACAACAGCGGAAAGUACCACAAGCGAGAUCACAACAACAGAAAGCACCACCCCUGAAACCACAACUGUAGGUACUUCUACAACUGAAAGUACAACCACAGCCACAACAACUCCAGAAAGUACAACCACAGCCACAACAACUCCAGAAAGUACAACAACAGAGACCACAACAGCAGAGAGCACCACAACUGUGGGUACCACAACAGCGGAAAGUACCACAAGCGAGAUCACAACAGCAGAAAGCACCACAACUGUGGGUACCACAACAGCGGAAAGUACCACAAGCGAGAUCACAACAACAGAAAGCACGACCCCUGAGACCACAACUGUAGGUACUACUACAACAGAAAGUACAACCACAGCCACAACAACUCCAGAAAGUACAACAACUGAGCCAACAACAGCAGAGAGCACCACAACUGUGGGUACCACAACAGCAGAAAGUACCACACCUGAGACCACAACUGAUGGUACAACAACAAUAGAAAGCACCACAGCAACAGAGAGUACCACAAGUGAGACUACAACAGCAGAAAGUACAACCACAGCCACAACAACUCCCGAAAGUACAACAACCGAGAGCACCACAACUGUGGGUACCACAACAGCGGAAAGUACCACAGGCGAGAUCACAAUAACAGAAAUCACCACCCCUGAAACCACAACUGUAGGUACUACUACAACAGAAAGUACAACCGCAGCCACACCAACUCCAGAAAGUACAACAACAGAGACCACAACAGCAGAGAGCACCACAUCUGUGGUUACCACAACAGCGGAAAGUACCACAAGCGAGAUCACGACAGCAGAAAGCACCACAACUGUUGGUACCACGACAGCGGAAAGUACCACAAUCGAGAUCACAACAACAGAAAGCACCACCCCUGAAACCACAACAGUAGGUACUUCUACAACAGAAAGUACAACCACAGCCACAACAACUCCAGAAAGUACAACAACCGAGACCACAACAGCAGAGAGCACCACAACUGUGGGUAGCACAACAGUGGAAAGUACUACAAGCGAGAUCACAACAGCAGAAAGCACAACAACUGUGGGUACCACAACAGCGGAAAGUACCACAAGCGAGAUCACAACAACAGAAAGCACCACCCCUGAAACCACAACUGUAGGUACUUCUACAACUGAAAGUACAACCAUAGCCACAACAACUCCAGAAAGUACAACAACAGAGACCACAACAGCAGAGAGCACCACAACUGUGGGUACCACAACAGCGGAAAGUACAACAAGCGAGAUCACAACAGCAGAAAGCACCACAACUGUGGGUACCACAACAGCGGAAAGUCCCACAAGCGAGAUCACAACAACAGAAAUCACCACCCCUGAAACCACAACUGUAGGUACUACUACAACAGAAAGUACAACCGCAGCCACAACAACUCCAGAAAGUACAACAACAGAGACCACAACAGCAGAGAGCACCACAUCUGUGGGUACCACAACAGCGGAAAGUACCACAAGCGAGAUCACGACAGCAGAAAGCACCACAACUGUUGGUACCACGACAGCGGAAAGUACCACAAUCGAGAUCACAACAACAGAAAGCACCACCCCUGAAACCACAACAGUAGGUACUUCUACAACAGAAAGUACAACCACAGCCACAACAACUCCAGAAAGUACAACAACCGAGACCACAACAGCAGAAAGCACCACAACUGUGGGUACCACAACAGCGGAAAGUACCACAAGCGAGAUCACAACAACAGAAAGCACCACCCCUGAAACCACAACUGUAGGUACUUCUACAACUGAAAGUACAACCACAGCCACAACAACUCCAGAAAGUACAACAACAGAGACCACAACAGCAGAGAGCACCACAACUGUGGGUACCACAACAGCGGAAAGUACCACAAGCGAGAUCACAACAGCAGAAAGCACCACAACUGUGGGUACCACAACAGCGGAAAGUACCACAAGCGAGAUCACAACAACAGAAAUCACCACCCCUGAAACCACAACUGUAGGUACUACUACAACAGAAAGUACAACCGCAGCCACAACAACUCCAGAAAGUACAACAACAGAGACCACAACAGCAGAGAGCACCACAUCUGUGGGUACCACAACAGCGGAAAGUACCACAAGCGAGAUCACGACAGCAGAAAGCACCACAACUGUUGGUACCACGACAGCGGAAAGUACCACAAUCGAGAUCACAACAACAGAAAGCACCACCCCUGAAACCACAACAGUAGGUACUUCUACAACAGAAAGUACAACCACAGCCACAACAACUCCAGAAAGUACAACAACCGAGACCACAACAGCAGAAAGCACCACAACUGUGGGUAGCACAACAGUGGAAAGUACUACAAGCGAGAUCACAACAGCAGAAAGCACAACAACUGUGGGUACCACAACAGCGGAAAGUACCACAAGCGAGAUCACAACAACAGAAAGCACCACCCCUGAAACCACAACUGUAGGUACUUCUACAACUGAAAGUACAACCACAGCCACAACAACUCCAGAAAGUACAACAACAGAGACCACAACAGCAGAGAGCACCACAACUGUGGGUACCACAACAGCGGAAAGUACCACAAGCGAGAUCACAACAGCAGAAAGCACCACAACUGUGGGUACCACAACAGCGGAAAGUACAACAAGCGAGAUCACAACAACAGAAAGCACGACCCCUGAGACCACAACUGUAGGUACUACUACAACAGAAAGUACAACCACAGCCACAACAACUCCAGAAAGUACAACAACUGAGCCAACAACAGCAGAGAGCACCACAACUGUGGGUACCACAACAGCAGAAAGUACCACACCUGAGACCACAACUGAUGGUACAACAACAAUAGAAAGCACCACAGCAACAGAGAGUACCACAAGUGAGACUACAACAGCAGAAAGUACAACCACAGCCACAACAACUCCCGAAAGUACAACAACCGAGAGCACCACAACUGUGGGUACCACAACAGCGGAAAGUACCACAGGCGAGAUCACAAUAACAGAAAUCACCACCCCUGAAACCACAACUGUAGGUACUACUACAACAGAAAGUACAACCGCAGCCACAACAACUCCAGAAAGUACAACAACAGAGACCACAACAGCAGAGAGCACCACAUCUGUGGGUACCACAACAGCGGAAAGUACCACAAGCGAGAUCACGACAGCAGAAAGCACCACAACUGUUGGUACCACGACAGCGGAAAGUACCACAAUCGAGAUCACAACAACAGAAAGCACCACCCCUGAAACCACAACAGUAGGUACUUCUACAACAGAAAGUACAACCACAGCCACAACAACUCCAGAAAGUACAACAACCGAGACCACAACAGCAGAGAGCACCACAACUGUGGGUAGCACAACAGUGGAAAGUACUACAAGCGAGAUCACAACAGCAGAAAGCACAACAACUGUGGGUACCACAACAGCGGAAAGUACCACAAGCGAGAUCACAACAACAGAAAGCACCACCCCUGAAACCACAACUGUAGGUACUUCUACAACUGAAAGUACAACCAUAGCCACAACAACUCCAGAAAGUACAACAACAGAGACCACAACAGCAGAGAGCACCACAACUGUGGGUACCACAACAGCGGAAAGUACCACAAGCGAGAUCACAACAGCAGAAAGCACCACAACUGUGGGUACCACAACAGCGGAAAGUACCACAAGCGAGAUCACAACAACAGAAAUCACCACCCCUGAAACCACAACUGUAGGUACUACUACAACAGAAAGUACAACCGCAGCCACAACAACUCCAGAAAGUACAACAACAGAGACCACAACAGCAGAGAGCACCACAUCUGUGGGUACCACAACAGCGGAAAGUACCACAAGCGAGAUCACGACAGCAGAAAGCACCACAACUGUUGGUACCACGACAGCGGAAAGUACCACAAUCGAGAUCACAACAACAGAAAGCACAACAACUGUGGGUACUACUACAACAGAAAGUACAACCACAGCCACAACAACUCCAGGAAGUACAACAACUGAGACCACAACAGCUGAGAGCACCACAACUGUGGGUACCACAACAGCAGAAAGUACCACACCUGAGACCACAACUGAUGGUACUACAACAACAGAAAGCACCACAGCAACAGAAAGUACCACAAGUGAGACUACAACAGCAGAAAGUACAACCACAGCCACAACAACUCCCGAAAGUACAACAACUGAGACCACAACAGCAGAGAGCACCACAACUGUGGGUACCACAACAGGGGAAAGUACCACAAGCGAGAUCACAACAACAGAAAGCACCACCCCCGAAACCACAACAGUAGGUACUUCUACAACAGAAAGUACAACCACAGCCACAACAACUCCAGAAAGUACAACAACCGAGACCACAACAGCAGAUAGCACCACAACUGUGGGUACCACAACAGCGGAAAGUACAACAAGCGAGAUCACAACAGCUGAAAGUACCACAACUGUGGGUACCACAACAGCGGAAAGUACCACAAGCGAGAUCACAACAACAGAAAGCACCACCCCAGAAACCACAACAGUAGGUACUUCUACAACAGAAAGUACAACCACAUCCACAACAACUCCAGAAAGUACAACAACCGAGACCACAACAGCAGAAAGCACCACAAGCGAGAUCACAACAGCAGAAAGUACCACAACUGUGGGUACCACAACAGCGGAAAGUACCACAAGCGAGAUCACAACAACAGAAAUCACCACCCCUGAAACCACAACUGUAGGUACUACUACAACAGAAAGUACAACCGCAGCCACAACAACUCCAGAAAGUACAACAACAGAGACCACAACAGCAGAGAGCACCACAACUGUGGGUACCACAACAGCAGAAAGCACCACAACUCUGGGUACCACAACAGCGGAAAGUACAACAAGCGAGAUCACAACAGCAGAAAGCACCACCCCUGAGACCACAACUGUAGGUACUACUACAAAAGAAAGUACAACCCCAGCCACAACAACUCCAGAAAGUACAACAGCCGAGACCACAACCGUAGAAAGCAUCACAACUUUGGCCACUACAACAACAGAAAUAACGGCCACAGGCACAACAACAACAGAAAGCACCACAGCAACAGAAAGCACCACAAAUGAGACCACAACACUGGGCACCACAACACAAAGUACGACAACAGACAAAGCAACCCCAGAUGGUGAUAUUCAUAGCCAGCAGUUUCUCUGCAUCAAUGUUCCAAGACCUUUCCGAAAAUGUAAAUGCGGCUUGACUGACGAGAACAUUCCCACUGAUCGUGACUCCACCAGGAACGUCCACCUCUCUGAUAAAUUCUCCUCGGCUCUGUUGAAGUUCAUUCAUACGGCUGACAUUAAGAAAGAAACUUUCCAUGGGCUGGAAAUCAGUCAGUGUCUCCUCAGUGAGUUCCUGCAAAACUGA